Messenger RNA from Morchella sextelata, 978 nucleotides. RefSeq lists its product as uncharacterized. The record is from RefSeq and is a predicted model, not a curated record. The transcript has a single exon. Lineage: Eukaryota; Fungi; Ascomycota; Pezizomycetes; Pezizales; Morchellaceae. The coding region runs from base 1 to 978 and encodes 325 amino acids.
AUGUCCCAACCCAACCCUCACGCAGACCCAAAGUUGAGAGUCAUAACCACUCAAGCCCCCCGCCGCUCUUUUCCUCUCGCCUACUCGCCGAACUCUUUUUUCACCGGGGAUCUCUUCGACCGUCUUGCUCUCUUCCUCCACAAACAUAACACAGCCUUCACAUCAAUCGAUUGUGUUGCUAGAGGCAUUGACAAAGCCACCGCUCUUGCUGAUGGCCCCACGAUUUGCAUCUGUGUGAUUCAAGAUCGAGUUGAGACUGGAAAGAGUGAUCGGAAUGGAAAAACGAUACAGCUCGAAGAAGACGUAAAUGGAGAGAGUUGUGGGGAUAUAAAAACGAACGUUGAAAGGGAAGAGGGCAGUUAUGAAGAAACUGAGGUGCGGCGAGAAGUACCUACCCUAGUUCCUCCAGGUGAAUCUGUUGAGGAGAAGGGGGUGGGUAAACUGGAAGGAAGUAUGGAUGAUGAUGAAGUGGUCGACAGGGAGAAGGGAGUUGAGGAUACAAGAAAGAAAGAAAGCGGCGAACUGGAAAAAACAGAAAAAGAGGACUCCAUUGAGGGAGGUGCUGAACAGAAACAACGCAGAGAUCAUUAUCAGACCGAGGAUGUACUAAACUUCGAAAAAAUAGAUGAAGGAAAUACCUCGUCUGACCAGAAGAGUGAACCCAUAAACUCAUGGGGCAGAAAUAUGGAUAAAGAUCAAGAUGAAAGGCAAGAAAAGAAGACCGGAACGAAUGGCAGUGAUGACCACAACACCCAGAGCACAGCCGAACUGCACCUCGAAACCAAGACGGGUAAGAGGGAUACAAGACAGCACGAAGUUUCCCGGCCACAAAGGAUAGAACAAAAAACUAACACAUACACCUCUGGGAUUGCUAGGCUCUUCUGUAAAUCAGACGUUGCUCUUACCAUCCCUCCUGAGAUAUUGACCGUCGAGUUCGUUAGUGUAAUCCUUCAUGAGGACGGUAGAGUUGAAACAUGA